This is a messenger RNA of Oncorhynchus keta (chum salmon), 2280 nucleotides long. Its product is annotated as UDP-N-acetylglucosamine transporter-like. Gene Ontology annotation, biological process: pyrimidine nucleotide-sugar transmembrane transport. The record is from RefSeq and is a predicted model, not a curated record. The coding region runs from base 533 to 1513 and encodes 326 amino acids. Gene Ontology annotation, cellular component: Golgi membrane. Lineage: Eukaryota; Metazoa; Chordata; Actinopteri; Salmoniformes; Salmonidae. Gene Ontology annotation, molecular function: UDP-galactose transmembrane transporter activity. The transcript is spliced from 8 exons.
AAUACUCAUACUAACAUACGGUAUACUACAUACUUAAUGAGUAUAUACUACAUACUAUUAGUUCAUUUUAGUAUACUGUAAACGAAUGGUAUCGUUCAUGUGUUGAGGGUACUAGAGUUUCGCCUGUCUAUCGGAAGUUGAUGCUGUUGCUAUGCAACCUCUUGCUAGCUUGUUAGCAUGACAAAUGACAAGCCAGACAUUUUACGAUUUUGGGUGUGUUGGUAAAUUCAAUCUGGAGUGCCAGAGUGCGCUCUGGGCGUUCGUAAAUCAUUGUCAGAUUGUCAAUUCAUAAAUUUAGUGUUUCGCUCUCGGAGCGCACACUGGGAGCUCUGGCCAAGGGGGGUGGAUUGAGCGUUCAACGGCAGUCAAGCACCCAAGCGUUUCAAGGAUGUGUUCAAACAAUGAUUUUUCAAUGACCAGCUCAAUUAAUCCUUACCAUUGUGACAAUGAGUCGUCAUAAUGCUGCAUAAACUGUCCAUUAGCCCAGGGGCGUUGGCAGACACAAUGCCAGAGUGACCCUGCUGUCCUCAACAUGGUGUCGUCCAGGCUGAAGUACCUGUCUCUGUGGGUGCUGGUGUUCCAGACCACCUUCCUGGUGCUGACCAUGCGCUACUCCCGCACACUACGGGGGGAUGGCCCCCGCUACCUGGCCUCCUCUGCUGUGGUGGUGGCUGAGCUCAUGAAGAUCAUCACCUGUGUGCUGCUCAUAUUCAAGGAGCACAGCUACAAUGUUCGGGCUCUGAACAGUAUUCUGAGGCAAGAGAUCACUCACAAGCCGAAAGAGACCCUGAAGCUGGCCAUUCCUUCUGGGAUCUACACCCUACAGAACAACCUGCUCUAUGUGGCUCUGUCCAACCUGGACGCUGCCACCUACCAGGUGACGUACCAGCUGAAGAUCCUCACCACAGCCCUGUUCUCAGUGUCCAUGCUGGGCCGGAGGCUGGGUGUGUACCAGUGGCUCUCCCUGCUCAUCCUCAUGGCUGGGGUCGCACUUGUGCAGUGGCCCUCUGAAUCCCUCGGGGCCCCUGAGAAGGAGCUGUCUGAAGGGUCCCAGUUUGUGGGUGUGGUGGCGGUGCUGGUGGCCUGCUGCUCCAGUGGCUUCGCUGGGGUUUAUUUUGAGAAGAUCCUCAAAGAGACCAAACAGAGCGUCUGGGUCCGCAACAUCCAACUGGGAAUGUUUGGCCUGGUGUUUGGUCUGAUGGGGAUGUUUGCAUACGAUGGGGAGAGAGUCCGAGUAUCUGGGAUGUUCAAGGGAUACAACACAAUCACCUGGACAGUGGUGGCUCUGCAGGCACUAGGAGGGCUGGUUAUAGCAGCUGUCAUCAAGUAUGCAGACAACAUCCUGAAGGGCUUUGCCACGUCACUCUCCAUCAUCCUGUCAACACUCAUAUCCUACUUCUGGCUUGAGGACUUUGAACCCACAAGUGUGUUCUUCCUUGGUGCAGUACUGGUCAUCGUGGCCACCUUCCUGUAUGGCUACGAGGAUAAGCCAUCCCCCAACCCCAGGGGCUAACCUAGAGGACAUCACCGAGGACCGAAGGGGAUGUCAGGGAAGAGAAAAGAAAAGGUGAAGAAAACAGUGGAGCAGAAGAGAGAAAAGAGGAGCGAAGGACACUAGCCUAGAGGCAUUGUUGACAUGGGCCUCAGACACUGUGGCCGUGUUUUCACAGGCAGCCCAAUUCUGAUAUUUUUUCCACUAAUUGGUCUUUUGACCAAUCACAUCAGAUCUUUUUCAGAGCUGAUUGGUCAAAAGACCAAUUUGUGAAUUCCCUGAAGGCCAUAAUGUUCACUCAUGACUUGUGACAAUAGUCCGGAUGUGUUGGACUCCACCGACAUACUGAUGAACUAUGUUACUGUAGACCUCUGUACUUUUCCACGCAUUGGCGUAAUGUGAUGUGUGUGUUAUUUGGGGAAGAGGGGAAGGUUGACUUUAUUACUGUAUUUACCAAUCAUUAGAAACACAAAGUCCAAAAAGGAAAUGUUUCCUACGUCAAAGACGAGUGUAUCAUUCUAUAUCACGACUCUGUUGUUGUAACAUUGUGCGUCAUAUAAUGCUCCCUUGUAGAAGUUUUACAAGUGCUCUGAGCCAUGAUAUGAACACACAAAGUCAAACGGAUGCACUCCCUAUUGUUUUUGCCACUAAUACAUUUUCUGAUUGAGUGCAUAUUGUGCAUGAGACACAUACACAUACACCCAUGAACUGUCAAUGUGCAACUGAGGGGGGAAAUGAUUACGUUUGCAGAGGGAUUUAAAUAGGUUCAAUAAAAAAGACACAUUUUA